AUGGCAAAUAACAAUGGUUAUGUUAACUUAUUAGCGAGCCAAGGAUCAAUUGACCUUGGCUCAUCACAACCUUUUUUCUUUACCGGUCAAAGUAGUGAUGAGUCUAGUGUCAAAGAGAGGAGAAAGUGGACACCGAAGGAGGAUUUAAUCCUCAUAGGUGCGUGGCUCAACACCAGCAAAGACCCAAUAGUGAGCAACGAACAAAAAGCUGGUGCCUUCUGGAAGAGAAUUGUAGAGUACUACAAUUCUAGUCCUCUCCUGGUUGGGACUAUCCCACGAGAACUUGGGCAAUGCAAGCAAAGAUGGGCUCGGAUCAACGAUUUGGUAUGUAAGUUUGCUGGCUGCUACGACAUGGCACUGAGGGAGCAGACAAGCGGGCAAAAUGACAACGAUGUGAUGAAGUCUGCCUUGGAUAUCUUCCACAUUGACCAGAACCAGAAGUUCAACUUGGAAAUGAUUUAA
This is a messenger RNA of Brassica rapa (field mustard), 462 nucleotides long. Its product is annotated as glutathione S-transferase T3-like. The record is from RefSeq and is a predicted model, not a curated record. Lineage: Eukaryota; Viridiplantae; Streptophyta; Magnoliopsida; Brassicales; Brassicaceae.